AUGGGACUGUUGGCCGCUGUUACUGACGUCGUCUCGGCGCACCUGGGCGACAAGCCUCUGUGGCUCGCCAUCUCCAUCGUCUCUAGCGCAGCUUUCGCCCUCGCGAUUGUGCUCAAUGUGCUCUCGCAACUCCUGCCUGUCCGUCGCAAGGGCUCUGAGCCGCCGCUCGUUUUCCACUGGGUGCCCUUCAUUGGCAGCACCAUCACCUACGGCAUUGACCCCUACAAGUUCUUCUUCAACUGCCGCGAGCAGUACGGCGAUGUGUUCACCUUCAUCUUGCUAGGCAAGAAGACGACUGUCUGCCUCGGUACCAAGGGCAACGAUUUUAUCCUCAACGGCAAGCUCAAGGACGUCAACGCCGAAGAAAUCUACAGCCCCCUUACCACUCCCGUCUUCGGUACCGAUGUUGUCUACGACUGCCCCAACUCCAAGCUCAUGGAGCAGAAGAAGUUUGUCAAGUUCGGCCUGACCACCGAGGCUCUCCGCUCCUACGUUUCCGUCAUCGCCGCCGAGACCAAGGACUUCUUCGCAAACUCCAACUGGUUCAAGGGUGAUUCCGGCGAGCUGAAUGUACCCAAGGCCAUGGCCGAGUUGACCAUCUACACUGCUAGUCGCUCGCUCCAGGGCAAGGAAGUCCGCGCCAAGUUCGACAGCACCUUCGCCGAUCUUUACCACGACCUCGACAUGGGCUUCACCCCUAUCAACUUCAUGCUUCCCUGGGCUCCUCUCCCUCAAAACCGCAAGCGUGACGCUGCUCAACGUAAGAUGACGGAAACAUACAUGGAGAUUAUCCAGGCUAGACGCGACAGUGGCAAGACACAGCCCGAGGAUGGCGAGACGGACAUGAUCUGGAACCUGAUGAACUGCGAGUACAAGACUGGCCAGCAGAUCCCGGACAAGGAGAUUGCCCACAUGAUGAUUGCCCUGCUCAUGGCUGGCCAGCACAGCUCUUCCGCUUCCAUCUCAUGGAUUCUGCUUCGCCUCGCUUCUCGCCCCGACAUUGUCGAGGAGUUGCUUGCCGAACAGAAGGCCGUUCUUGGUGCCGACCUCCCCGAGCUGACCUUUGAAGAUCUCUCUCGCCUGCCCCUCCACUCUCAGGUUGUCAAGGAGACUCUGCGUCUGCACAGCCCUAUUCACAGCAUCAUGCGCGCCGUCAAGUCGCCUAUGCCUGUUGAGGGAACUCCCUACGUUAUCCCUACUACCCACGUUCUCCUUGCCGCCCCCGGUGUUACCUCCAAGUCUUCCGAGUACUUCCCCGAGCCCAGCCUGUGGGAGCCGCAUCGUUGGGACGCCGAGGCCAGUGAAAAAUACACCAGCCUCAAGCCUAUCAUGGCUGCCAAUGUUGAAGACGAUGAGAAGACUGAUUACGGUUACGGUCUGGUGUCCAAGGGUGCCAGCUCACCUUACCUUCCCUUCGGCGCUGGUAGACAUCGCUGCAUUGGUGAACAAUUUGCUUACGUGCAGUUGCAAACCAUUCUGGUGACCAUGGUCCAAUCAUUCAAGUUCCGCAACCUCAAGGGUCGUGAGGGCGUUGUCGACACUGACUACUCGUCAUUGUUCUCACGUCCCUUGACACCGGCCUCGAUUCAUUACGAAAGACGAGUCAACGAGAAGGCAUAG
Molecule: messenger RNA, 1620 nt
Organism: Aureobasidium pullulans EXF-150
Lineage: Eukaryota; Fungi; Ascomycota; Dothideomycetes; Dothideales; Saccotheciaceae
Product: 14-alpha sterol demethylase Cyp51B
Exons: 3
Coding region: 1-1620 (539 amino acids)
Biological process (GO): ergosterol biosynthetic process
Molecular function (GO): iron ion binding; monooxygenase activity; oxidoreductase activity, acting on paired donors, with incorporation or reduction of molecular oxygen
Source: RefSeq, a predicted model, not a curated record